CUCUUUUCCCCAUUUCCACUCCAUAUUCACCUCCCAUCCCAUUGGCCCUUCAUUUUCACUUUUUUACCCGUCUGCACGCAGUUAAAAUGGACAGCAUCGCCAUAGCCCUGCUCCUUUUCACCGCGGUAACUCUGUACCUCCUCUGGUUCACCUUCAUUUCGAGAUCCCUGAAGGGGCCCAGAGUCUGGCCGCUUCUGGGCAGCCUGCCCGGCCUCAUCGAGAACUCCGAACGUAUGCAUGACUGGAUCGCCGACAACCUCCGGGCCUGCGGCGGCACGUACCAGACCUGCAUUUGCGCCGUCCCCUUCCUGGCCCGGAAGCAGGGCCUGGUCACGGUCACCUGCGACCCGAAGAAUCUGGAGCACAUCUUGAAGACCCGGUUCGACAAUUACCCGAAGGGUCCGACGUGGCAGUCCGUUUUUCAUGAGCUGCUGGGUCAGGGGAUCUUUAACUCCGACGGCGACACGUGGCUGUUUCAGAGGAAGACCGCCGCGCUGGAGUUUACCACCCGCACGCUCCGCCAGGCCAUGGGCAGAUGGGUCAAUAGAGCCAUUAAGUUGAGGUUUUGUCCCAUACUGCAAACUGCUCAACUAGAAGGUAAUUAAUAAUAUUUGAGUUUUUUCAUUAAUUUCCCUGUAUUAUUACUAUUAUUAAAUUAAGUUUAUGGGUAUUAAUAAAUUUGAUUACAUGAUUUACAUAAUUCCUAUUUAUCAACAAUAGCUAAGGAAAGUUUUAGAUUUAGUCAUAAUUUUUUUACAACCAAACAAAUAAUAGUUUUAUUCAAUCAAAUCAUUCGUCGGCUUACAAUACAAUCAGAAAUAAUAUCAAAACUUCUAUCUUGAUCCGGUAGUAGUUCAUAAUUUAUAUACCAUCAUUAUUAAUCGUGGGAUUAUUUUAAUCAAUUAUACAUUAAUGUCAUGUAACAAUAAUAUUGUCUACAUUUAGAAUUUAUCUACAUUAUUAUUAGUCAUAUAACUUUAUUUUUUUGUAGAUCAGAUCAAAUCAUGUGACUAAUAUUUUAUCUAGAUUAAGGAUUUUUUUAACCGAAUAUGAUGUCUUAAGCAAAAAAGACCCCGUUGUCAAUGACAUUUUCACAUGAUAUUAGAAAUUAUGAUAAAAAGUGAAUAAAUCUAUUAGUUGCAUAUAUAAUAUGGAGUAUAUGGUCUAUGAUUCAUUUGAGUUUUAUGACUAAUAAGAGACAAGUGAAGACUAAAUCACCAAAUCUUUCAAAAAUUAUUACCUAAUAAUAUGAAAUGCCAUUAUAAUCGAUAUGUUUAAUUUACAGUUUUUUUGAAGAAAAAGAAAUUGUCAAUUAAACAUAUCAAUUACGUAGUAUAAAAAAGUGACAAUAGUAUAGGUAUUGAAAAAACUGUCAGUUUAAUUGACAGUUUUAAUUUUCACAUUAUCUCACUUUCCAUAUCAAUCGGCCAAUUGAUGGGAAAUGUUGAGGUAAAAAAUGCGGUGCCUUUGACCCUUUGUUUUAUUAUGGGUCUUCAAAUCUUUUGGUAGGUGUAGGAACGUGAUGCAUUUAAACAAAAAUUGUGUAGUGAAAAUUUAUAUAGCUUAUAAAAAAGUUAUUCAAUGCCUUCAAUUGGUAGGACCCGAAUUGGCCUUAAAAGUUGUGGCAUCUUAGCUACCAAAGCUGCUAAAACUUUUCCAACCUUGUACAUCUACACCUUGUACAUCUACAUUGGUGAAGUUGUUCCUGAGUACUCCGCAUAACAUUUCCUUAGUAAAACCAAAAUGUGUAUACUACAUUUCACUUUAUUAUAUUAAAUUACUUAAUUACACCCGGUCCGUAGCUUUUACUUUUACAACAACAUUAUUAAUAAGGGAAAGUUCCCGAAAUAGGACUAAAAAAGUUUGAAAAUUCCAAAAUAGGACUGUCAUGUUUUUAUUCCCAAAAUAGGACUAAUUACUGCCAAACUUGAAAAAUAUUGCCAUGUUUAAAGUCUGGUAUUGCCAAAACAUGACAGUAAUUAGUCCUAUUUCGGGAAUAAAAAUAUGGAAGUCCUAUUUUGGAAUUUUCAAACUGUUUUAGUCCUAUUUUGGGUAAUAUCUCUAUUAAUAAUAGAAUCGGAUGAAGAUAGUACUAUGUAUUACAUUACACGUUAUGUUAUACGGAGUAUUUCACAGUUUCACUAAUGUUUGAUCGUUUAUUUAUUCAAAUACUUGGUUAUUACAAAGUACAAAUCCCAUUAUAAAUUUUCAUGAUAGGAUCAACUACAAUUUUAUAAAAUAUUUAGCAUGGUUUCAUUUUUAUAUUUUGGUUAACUUUGACAUUACUAAAACUGACAUUAGUAUAUAUAACUUUCAUUUUUAUUUAGGCAAAUCACUCUAAAUAGAAUUAAAAACAUUUGUAUAUUCUAAAAUACAACUAUCACAUUUGUAUUCUCUAAAUAAGAGUAAUUAUUGUAAUGUUAUGGCAGUAGCAUAUUUUGAAGAUAGCAUUACUUUACAAACUUGACACUAAUUACUUCUUUUUAGAGAAUAAAAACAUGACAAUCAUAUUUUGAAAUUCUCAAUCUUUUACUCAGAUUUCGGGAAUUUCAUAUGUUUUUUAAUCACAUCAGUUUAGUAACAAUACCAAAUUAGUGGUAUGACAAUUUUUUUUGAAGGAGGUAUGACAAAUUUUGGUAAUCGUUGCUAAUAUUUGUACACUAUUUCAACAGGAAAAUCCGUAGAUUUGCAAGAUCUUUUGCUACGGCUCACAUUCGACAACAUAUGCGGCUUGGCUUUCGGGAAGGACCCGGAGACGCUGGCUGAAGGGCUGCCGGAAAACGCCUUCGCGCUGGCUUUCGACCGAGCCACCGAAGCCUCCCUCCAGCGCUUCAUUCUCCCUGAGGUCAUCUGGAAGGUCAAGAAAUGGCUCCGGCUCGGAAUGGAAGUCAGCUUGAGCCGCAGCCUCGAGCAGCUCGAUCAGUACAUGUCCCGCAUCAUCUCGGCGCGCCGGCUCGAGCUGACGGCUCAACAGAAAGACCAGCUCCACGACGACCUUCUCUCCAGGUUCAUGAAGAAGAAGGAGUCCUACGGGGACAAAACCCUGCAACACGUGGCACUCAACUUCAUCCUAGCUGGACGUGACACGUCAUCCGUCGCCCUUUGCUGGUUCUUCUCCCUCAUCAUGCAGAACCCAAAAGUGGAGGAGAAAAUCCUCCACGAGGUCUGCUCCGUCCUGCUCGAGACACGUGGAUCCGACACGUCAGCAUGGCUGGACGAGCCGCUGCAGUUCGAGGAAGUUGACCGGCUGGUCUACCUGAAAGCCGCAUUGUCGGAGACCCUCCGGCUGUACCCAUCGGUCCCGGAGGACUCCAAACACGCGGUGGUUGACGAUGUACUGCCCGACGGGACAUUCGUCCCGGCGGGCUCAUCGAUAACGUACUCCAUAUACUCCGCCGGGAGGCUGGAGUCAACAUGGGGAGACGACUGUCUGGAGUUUAAGCCGGAGAGGUGGCUGUCCGCUGACGGGAAGUCAUUCGUGACGCACGACCAGUACCGGUUCGUGUCGUUCAACGCCGGUCCGAGGGUGUGUCUUGGGAAGGACUUGGCUUAUCUGCAAAUGAAGUCAAUCGCCGCCGCCGUGUUGCUCCGGCACCGGCUGACCCUAACGCCGGGCCACAAAGUGGAGCAGAAAAUGUCGUUGACAUUGUUCAUGAAAUAUGGGCUAAAAGUAGAUAUCCAUCCCAGAGACUUAAGCCCCAUUUUAGCAGGGAUUAAGGUUGUGGGUCAUCAAGAAAAUAGUUCAUAAAAAUACUUUUUUUUUUUACCAAAAACUAAAAAUUUACAUACUUCAUGUAAAAUAGAAGUUUGGACUGGGCGGAUAAAUGGACGGGUACCCAAAAAGCCCGAACCGAAAAUCUCCCCUGAUUAUGGUGUAGUAAUUGAGGUUGGUGUGGUUGUUGGGAUGAUGAGUUAAUUAAGGAUUGGAGAUGGUAGAAAGGGUAGCUGGUGCUAGUGUGAGCUUCCAUAAGUGCUGUGAGCCAUUUUGGGAGGUUUUUUCACAUGGAUGAUGAUUAAUGUUGUUUUGGCAUAAGAUGUGUCUAAUGGAUGGCAGCUCAAGACAGUGUUCUCAAGGGAGGUACAUCACAUUCAUUGCAGACAGGGUGUAUGGAGUUGGACAAAUUCUUGACUUUCUUGUGUGUAUUUAUUUUCUCUUCUAUUCUUUCUUUCUUAUUUCAUUUUUUUGUUAUUACAAAAAUUACUAUACCCGUCAAUAUUCUGUGUAGCUCUUUUCUUUAUUUGAUUCUUUUUUUUUCAUAUAUAUGUUGGUCUGUCUUAGUUUUACUUUGAUUUGUUAAUAAGAAGCAGCAUUUUGAGUCAUGUUAUGAGCUAGCCACUUUGCCAUUCGCUUGCAAUAUCGGAG
Messenger RNA from Cuscuta epithymum, 4363 nucleotides. Lineage: Eukaryota; Viridiplantae; Streptophyta; Magnoliopsida; Solanales; Convolvulaceae. The record is from the annotation of a GenBank genome assembly.